Messenger RNA from Suillus subalutaceus, 1543 nucleotides. Its product is annotated as methyltransferase domain-containing protein. The transcript is spliced from 8 exons. Bases 253 to 1230 code for a protein of 325 amino acids. NCBI's taxonomy places the organism in Eukaryota, Fungi, Basidiomycota, Agaricomycetes, Boletales, Suillaceae. The record is from RefSeq and is a predicted model, not a curated record.
UCGUCGCCACGUCGCUCGUGAAAAUAACGGUUUAUAUGUACUGUGCGUGCUAACUUCAAAUUAUCCUACAGCGAGCCAACAGAGAGCUACAAAUUUCUGUAGCCUUGCGCCGUCAAUUGCAGCGUUGCCGCAGCGCGUGGGUACACGUUUCUUGUUGGUUAUCAUUAUUCCCUACACAUCAUUCACGCCAGCGCUUUCUCCCGCAUACCCUUUCAGUCCUGUCAUUACCGACUCUAAUCAUAAACAUUUGUCAUGCCUGUAGUCUGGCAGAGACAUCCUCGAUAUUUCCUCCUCGUGGCCUUGGUUCUGACAACAACUUUCUUCCUACUGAGUCCAUACGAAUCUCCGCUCUCCACCGACUCGUAUGCUGCCUAUAUCCGUGACGGUACCCUUUCAGCACGACUUGAGCGAGCAGAAAGGGUCUAUCAGAAAUUAACAGCUGGUCGCAAGGACCUAAUACAAAGAUAUGGCACAAGCUCUCGCGACAUCGUCAUGUUUCCACCAGACAAAGAUCCAUGGCCAGCAUACACCGUCUGGAGCUUCUUUCCUCCGUCUUUCGACUGUCCGCACGAACUAGAGCGUAUAGGUGCACUGGGGGAUGGCGGAAAGUGGGUAUGCGGCAUGUCCCGACUGGAGCACAAACCUGACUGUAUCAUAUACACUUUCGGUAUGAAUUAUGAAACGUCAUUCGAGGCGGAGCUCCUAGAUCGGACGCGGCACUGUCAAGUCUGGGGAUAUGACUAUCGCUCCAACUCGUUUGGAUCCAACAUCAAGAACAACUAUCGCGCACACUUCUUUUCAUGGGGCCUUGCCAACCUCGAUGCGCAUGAGUCGCACAAUACUCCUAAGCUGUAUACUCUCAAGACACUGCUUAAGAUCAACAAGCAUGAGCAUAUUGACGUGCUCAAAAUUGACAUAGAGGGUUGGGAGUUUGAGACACUCUCACAGAUCAUCCAGCCAUACAUCUCGUCCGGGGAACCACUACCGUUCGGACAGCUUAUAGUUGAGAUUCACGCCUGGGACAAGAAAUUUGAGGAUUUCUUGCCUUGGUGGGAGAUGCUAGAGCAAGCUGGAUUGAGACCAUUUAUGAAUGAGAUAAACCUCGUAUACCAGAACUACAACCGAGGGAAAGACACAGAUCUCGCAGAGUACUCCUUCAUCAACAUCAAAGGAAACAACAUCUUCAUCUCGGACCCGCAGGGUGCUCCUGGGUAUUCGGAUGUUAGAUAAAAACUGCGCUGAUUGCACUUCGCAGUGUAAUAGUACACAUGAUGGAGACUCCGUGGUGGCGUGGAUAUAAUGACAUAGUGGACAGUCAUUGGUCAAUUUUGUGUGAAUACACACACUAUGGAUAUACGCAUGUAUUAAUGAUCGAGUAUAUGUUGCAGGUCCAGUGCAAGACAGCGCUGUAGUGCUCCGCUUUGGAUGUGCUUCCUUAGAAUUUACAGGUACUGACCGCACCAUAGCGGAAACCUGUGUCUUGUUACCUGAAAUGACGUUCUUGCUGUAUUUUGUAAACGGCAUAUCUGCUCUUGGGUCUCGG